Molecule: messenger RNA, 618 nt
Organism: Trifolium pratense (red clover)
Lineage: Eukaryota; Viridiplantae; Streptophyta; Magnoliopsida; Fabales; Fabaceae
Product: 10 kDa chaperonin, mitochondrial-like
Exons: 3
Coding region: 127-420 (97 amino acids)
Cellular component (GO): mitochondrial matrix
Molecular function (GO): protein-folding chaperone binding; metal ion binding; ATP binding
Source: RefSeq, a predicted model, not a curated record
UAACAUAGUCCCUAGAACCUUCCAUUCUCAUCUAGAACCACAGUUUCUACUAGAGUAUUAAAACCCUAAUCCAUCCCUUUUCAUAAACGAAAAAACCCUAAUCCUUGAACGCACUCUACCAGAAAAAUGGCGAAGCGUUUGAUUCCAACCUUCAACCGCAUCCUUGUCGAGAAAAUUGUUCCUCCUUCCAAAACCUCCGCCGGUAUUCUCCUCCCCGAAAAAACCUCUCAGCUUAAUUCGGGAAAAGUUAUAGCUGUUGGUCCUGGAUCGAGAGAUAAAGCUGGUAAUUUGAUUCCUCCAUCUGUCAAAGAAGGUGACCAUGUUCUCUUGCCGGAGUAUGGUGGCUCUCAAAUUAAGCUUGAUGACAAAGAGUUCCAUUUGUUUAGGGAUGAGGAUAUUUUGGGCAUUCUGCAUGAUUGAUGGAAUAGUGUCUGUUUUUGUGAGGAAAUGCCAUUAUAGAUUGGAUUAAAAAUAACUUAAAUUUAGUUUCCAAUGUAAUUUGGUGCAAACAUUUGAGAGGGAUUUUCAUUUUUCUUUAAUAUUAUGGUGAUGGUGAUUUAUGCCUCUUUUGUAUUCUGAUUCUGAAAUAUGGAAAUGGGAAUAGUGUUGUUUCUUGCA